Molecule: messenger RNA, 2961 nt
Organism: Argiope bruennichi
Lineage: Eukaryota; Metazoa; Arthropoda; Arachnida; Araneae; Araneidae
Product: leucine-rich repeat-containing protein 70-like
Exons: 4
Coding region: 426-2219 (597 amino acids)
Molecular function (GO): protein binding
Source: RefSeq, a predicted model, not a curated record
ACGAGCGCGAAGUCACUUCCCAACUAACCACAAGUAGCGCUCACAGCCUGGAAAAGUGCCAGUGCCGAUUUCACCUGCUUCUCUGGAUUCAUACAGUUGUUCGCACAGGCAUGUGAGACCUGUGUAUUUGUCGCUUUCCUGCAAAGAACUUUGUCCGGGGGAUAUCUGCGAGAAGGAAAAAGUUGUUUCAAGUCGUUAAGCAUUCAAUUAUAGAGAGAACUUUUUCCAGGAUGUUUUGGAAGACGCAGAAGUAAUAAAUGGGAGAAUUUAAGAAAUGGAUCCUAUUGCGAUGAUAUAAGUGUUCUUGCUUGACAAGAUAGUACCUUUUUCCACCUUCUUCAUAUCAGAUAUUACUUAUUUACCUAUUAUUAAAAGUAUAAUUUUAUUUUUCAGAAUGCAUAUCACAGUGAAAAAGAAGUAACAAAAUGCCAAAAAUUGUCAUCUAUAUCAUCUUUUCAUUUACUUUUCUCACUUCAGUAUGGGGCAAAUGUCCACAGAACUGCGUUUGUGACUUCGACAGUGAAGACCGUAAACGAGUAUCAUGCAAUCGAGGCGGACUGACAGAAAUUCCUACUUUACACAUGGAUGUAGAUAUCCAGGUACUCAUCAUCACUGCACCACCAAACCAUUACAACGAAUUGACACUUGGAAGAAUUUUUCUUGAUUUUCAUGAACUAGAAGAAGUGCGGAUAACUUAUUCGAAACUCCCUGCUAUAGGAGACAGCUCAUUUUGGCCAGGAAAAAAAUUAAAAAUUCUUGAUCUUAGCCACAAUAAUAUCACUUUCAUUCGAGAUAAAGACUUUUUCGGUCUGCAAAAUCUUAAAGUCCUUGAUCUCAGCUACAAUGGAAUAGCAGCUUCACCAUCAGCCCCGUUUAGACUUCUUCCAAAUCUUAGAACUUUAUCUUUGGCAAGAAACAAACUACGAACUCUAGUUCCAAGGCUCUUCUAUAUGCUCGCAAAACUUGAGAAACUUGAUUUAAGUGGAAAUCCUCUGAGAGAACUUGAUCCUGAAAAUUUAAAGGACGUCAGGCCUCUUAAGAGAUUUCAUUUGGCGAAAUGUCAAUUAGUUAGACUCCAUUCCCUAAUAUAUCAACAGCUUCCUAAUUUAGAGGAAUUGGAUUUGAGAGAUAAUUUCUUCACCUACUUCUCCCCAGAAGAAUUCAGACAUUUGAAAAGAUUAAAGUACCUUCAUUUGGAUGGUAAUAAUUUAACUGUCGUCGUGGAGAAUACUUUUGAUGGUCACAAUUUAAGGCAUCUUGGUCUUUCUCGAAAUAGAAUAAUUAAGUUCUCUAAAUGUGCGUUUUGUAAUUUAUCAAUUCAGCAACUGGAUGUCUCCUACAAUCAACUCAUUACCUUACCUCUUGAUGUGUUUUCUCCAAUAGCUCAUUCUUUAGAAAGUUUGGAUCUUAGUUUUAAUCCAAUCGAUUCAGAUGAUUUGGAAUUGGCCCUCAGUCCUGCUUACAAGCUGAAAAGAUUGUCCUUAUCUGGAAUGAAAUUAAGUCAACUGUCAGACGACGCUUUUUUCAACAAUGGAGAACUGAAAACUUUAGACUUGUCAUACAACUCAUUCGUAAAUAUUUCCAGCCAAGUGUUUCAGCCGCUGCGACAAAUCGAAGAAAUUGACCUCUCUCACAACGAAUUUGAGCAUCUGGACAUUGAGUUCUUGGAGCAAACACAAAAUAUGACAUCUCUGAGUGUUUUACAUUUGCACUCAAACCCAUGGUCCUGCCAACGCUGUUCCGUCCUGCCUCUUUUGAAGUGGGCUCGACAGUCUCCAUUAUACAGCAGUACUUGUGACAUGAACUAUGAAAGUACCACUUGUAUGAGAUGUGCUACCCCACCUUCGCUGGAGGGUAGAGCGCUACAUUCUCUCAGAAGAGUUGACUUGGAACCUUGUGCAAGCCUCAUGCCGCAAUCUCGGGUACUAGUGGCUUCAUCUAACAUUGCCAUCAUUGCCACCAUAUCAGUAGUUAUUCUUUUAAUCAUAGGUAUUGUCAUUUCAGUUGUGAUUUACCGACAGCAAAGUGCAGUGUAUUACACUCACGAAGGAGAGAGAACCCUUACUUUAGGUGUCCUUGGCUAUCCUGCCGAGUAUGCUAGCACUAAUGGAGGAACAUUAACAGAAGACAAGAGAAGAGCAUAUUUCGUCACCUUAGACAGAAUUGAUGAGCUUGCAGAGGAAAAGAUAGUAGCAGGAAGAUCCAUAAAUUAUAGUUGAAAAACUAUUAAUACUUGAAUUUUACUGUCAUCGUCUUUUAAUCGAUCACAAAAAGAAGUUACUGGGUGAAAUGCUCUUCGAUGAGAAAUGCUUUGCAUUUAAUCCAGUAAUCACAAUUUUAAGUGAAAUAUUUGAGCUAGUCUUAUGUUUAUUUCAUAUGAUAAAUAAUUUGGAUAAAUAUUUUAUAAUUCCCAAACAUGACAUACAUUGUGCUAUGAACUGUAAAAGUUAAGUCUACGUCUCUAAUAAAAAAUUAUAUUCCAAAAUCGAUACUAAAAUAUAAUGAUCAGAAAUUCUGGAGGAAACUGAAGAGAAAUAUUGAUAUAAAUUGAAAAUUCUUUUUUUUUCCUAGAAAAGACGAAGUUAAAUAUACCCAUAUCAUCUAAGUAAAUUUUCAGUAGCUAAGCUUAGUUUUUUUAAUUCAAUAGAUAUUAAGAUAAAAAUAUAACAAAUUUAAUAGUCACCUUGCUUGUACUUGAUAUUUGCAUAUGAUAAAAAUAAUUUUCCUUUCAUGUAUUUGUUGUUAGGUUGCUUCUCUUUCUAUGAGCAGUCUUUCUUCAACUUCGUUCGAUCCAUAGAUAAAGUAAUAUUUUCUGUGCAAUACAAAGGUUAUUAACGAGUCCAUUUCACAAAUUAUGUUUUUAACAUUUUCACUAAACUAUUUGUGUUAAUUAAGAUUUAGUUCAGACAUGCUUUUGAUAAAAGAUUAUUUAUACGCUACUUAAAUCAAAACCUUGAUUUU